UAGGAAGUGGAGAUGAUGAUGAAAUGAAUUUUUUUCAAUCUCUAGCCAAUUGUAGCAGUUUGCAGAAGCUGGAUCUCGAGAUGAAUCAAUUUGAAGGUACAUUGCCUAAUGUUUUGGGAAAUUUUUCUACCCAGCUUACAUUUUUUGCGAUUGACCAAAAUCUUAUUUUUGGAGAGAUCCCUUUUAGGGAUAGGCAACCUAGUUAACUUGAACAACUUAUUUAUGGAUGGCAACAAAUUUACAGGGAUAAUCCCAAGUGAUAUUGGUAAUCUUCAAAAGUUACAACGAUUUUCUUUGAGUAACAAUAGGCUCUCAGGAAGGUUACCAAUUACCCUUGGAAACCUAUCAUUAUUAAAUGAGCUGUCCUUAAAUAAUAACAAAUUGUAAGGAACUAUCCCAUCAAGUAUAGAAAAUUGCCAAAAUUUGUUGUUGCAAGAUCUUUCUCAAAACAAUCUCACUGGCACCAUUCCAAAGCAACUCUUUGCAAUUUCCAUGCUAUCAAUUAGACUCAGUUUAGCACAAAACUUUUUCGUAGGAUCAUUACCAUCAGAAGUCGGCAAGUUAGUCCAUUUAGCAAUGUUGAACUUAUCUGAAAACAAGUUGUCUGGUAAAAUUCCAAGCAGCCUAGGCUCUUGCACAAGCCUUGAGUACCUUUAUGUGGAGGGCAAUUUAUUUCAAGGAGAAAUUCCAACAUCCCUGAGUUCUUUGAGAGGUAUUCAAGUCAUGGAUCUUUCUCGAAAUAACUUCUCUAGUCAAAUUCCAAAUUUCUUGGAAAAACUCUCCCUCAAGAAUUUGAAUUUAUCAUUCAAUGAUUUUCAAGGAGAGGUUCCAACAAAAGGAGUGUUUGCAAAUGCUAGCUCAAUAUCAGUGGUCAGAAAUAUCAAGCUUUGUGGGGGCAUAUCAAAACUCAUGUUGCCUAGUUGCUUAACUAAAAAAGAGAAGAAAACAAAGUGGUCUCUCACACUCACAAUUGUAAUCUUAGUGGCAUGUGUGCUCCUUGUAGUUGCCACAAUGUCUUUUUUCUUAUUUUAUUGUCCCAAAAAUAUAAGAAAAGAUGAGUCUUCAGGACCUACCUUGAGAAAGUCGCUUUUGAAAGUGUCUUACCAAAUGCUUCUCAAAGCAACAGAUGGGUUCUCAUUAACAAAUUUGAUUGGUGUGGGUAGUUUUGGUUCAGUGUAUAAAGGCAUCCUUGGUGAAGAUGGGUCAAUUGUUGCAGUCAAGGUACUAAAUCUUCAACGUCAAGGUGCUCUUAGGAGCUUCAUCUCUGAGUGUGAUGCCUUGAAAAAUAUUCGUCACCAGAAUCUUGUGAAGAUAAUAACUUCCUGCUCAAGUGUGGAUUUUCAGGGAAAUGAUUUUAAGGCUCUAGUUUAUGAGUUCAUGCCAAAUGGAAGUCUAGAAAAAUGGUUACAUAUGGAUUUGGAAACAGAUACAGAGCAAGCAAAGAUACAAAAUUUGAACCUUCUUCAAAGAACAAACAUUGCUAUUGAUGUUGCAUGUGCACUCGAUUACCUACACUACCAUUGUCUAGUGCCAGUUGUUCACUGUGAUCUAAAGCCAAGUAACAUUCUCUUCGAUUAUGAUAUGACAGCUCAUGUUGGAGAUUUUGGGCUUGCAAAACUUCUUUCAGAACUUACAAUUCCAAAACAAAGCAGCUCAAUUGGAAUAAGGGGAACAAUCGGCUACACUCCUCCAGAAUACGGUCUAGGAAGUGAGGUGUCAACCAAAGGGGAUGUCUACAGCUAUGGAAUCUUAUUGUUAGAGAUGAUAACAGGAAAGAGGCUCACAGAUCACAUGUUUGAGGGAGGCUUUAACCUUCACCGUUAUGCUAGCAUGGCCUUGCCUAAUUGUGUAAUGGAGAUUGUUGACUCAAAGCUUUUAAAUAAUGUUGAUGAAGUGAUUGAUAAUCAUAAUUUUAGCCCUACAAAUAGAAAAGAGGAGUGUUUGAUAUCCAUGGUCAAGGUUGGAGUGGCGUGCUCUGUGGAUUUGCCACAAGAACGAUGGGACAUUAGCAAGGCCAUUUCUGAGGUGCAUUUGGCCAGGGACAUUCUUCUUGGCUCUAGGAGUUAAUACAACAUGUUUGACUACAUGGAAGGCCCAUAAAGACUGCGAACCUUCAAAGUUUUACAAUGGAUGGAGAGAUUCUUCUGGCAUACUAGAUAAGCAUGGUCAUGGUUUAUUGCAUAAGGAGUGUUCUGCAUGUUUCUUAUACCUUGUCUUAUAUUUGUGUUUCAUACGUUUGUGAGUAACUCAAAAUAAUUUCCCUAAAACUUGUAUCUAUGUUUAAUUCUAUUGAUAUUAUGCUUUGAAAAUCAACUAUUUAAUUUAAUUUGUAGUUGUAAUAUAUUCAAGCAAAUAAUAAGAUGUAUUUCCCACUUGCUACCAAUUCCUCGUCAAUACAUUUUUCUUCAAAGGUCGAUGUUAAAUAAUAGAAGGAUGGAUGAUUUGUUUA
Messenger RNA from Quercus robur (English oak), 2449 nucleotides. Its product is annotated as receptor kinase-like protein Xa21. The record is from RefSeq and is a predicted model, not a curated record. Gene Ontology annotation, biological process: protein phosphorylation. The transcript is spliced from 3 exons. Bases 493 to 2067 code for a protein of 524 amino acids. Lineage: Eukaryota; Viridiplantae; Streptophyta; Magnoliopsida; Fagales; Fagaceae. Gene Ontology annotation, molecular function: protein kinase activity; protein binding; ATP binding.